Molecule: messenger RNA, 1789 nt
Organism: Aspergillus brunneoviolaceus CBS 621.78
Lineage: Eukaryota; Fungi; Ascomycota; Eurotiomycetes; Eurotiales; Aspergillaceae
Product: RNA polymerase II-binding domain-containing protein
Exons: 3
Coding region: 19-1719 (566 amino acids)
Biological process (GO): intracellular calcium ion homeostasis
Cellular component (GO): perinuclear region of cytoplasm
Source: RefSeq, a predicted model, not a curated record
CACCCGAUACCCAAAGCGAUGGCAUCCCAUCAACUUGCCAUCGCGAAGGCCUCCUUCUCCGCGGGGCUGCUGCGCCCCGACCCAACCUCUGUGCCCCGCGACGACAUCACCGCAUUCCACACCUCGCUCGACCGGGCGCUGUCGCAAUGCACCCCGGCAAACAUCCAGGCCUGCAAGACCUGGCUCAUCGACCACCAAGUGGUCUCCUCGUCCAAUCGCGUCGGCGUGUGGGCCAAGUACCUGGUCGCGCUGUCGGCCUCAUUUGAAGAUGCAGCGGCCGCGGCCGCGGCACCACCACCACCACCGUCCAAAAAAACCUCGGCGAAACGUAAACGCCUCCACAUCCUCUACCUCCUGAACGACCUCUUCCACCACACCAAAUACCACCUCCCGACGACCGCCGCCUUCGCGACGCUGACGGGCGCCCUGCAGCCGCACGUCGUGGACCUCCUCGGCGCCGCCGCCGCCUACUCCCGCGAGCAGCACCCGAAACACCACCGCCGGCUGGACGAGCUCCUCGACAUCUGGGACCAGAACGGCUACUACGCGGCCGACUACGUGCACAAGCUCCGCGAGGUCGUGCAGAACGCGGCGCUGUCCGGCCCCGUCAAGACCUCGCUGAUCGUCGAGGAGAGCCUCGCCGUCGCCGAGAAGGAGCUUUCCUCGUUGCAACAACACCAGAAGAACGUGCCGUUUGUCAUGCCGGCCACGCAUGGCGAUCCCGCCACCCCGUGGUAUGACCUGCCCGCCGGCAAUCUGAUCCCGCAUAUCAUCCCGGACGAGGCGGUGCCGCUGCGCGGGGACACCAUCCGGCCGUUGCAGUUUCUGGCGGGCCCCGCCGACGGGAAGUUGGUGGCGGCGUUGAAGCGGUUUCUGGGUGAGGUGGACGGGAUCUACGCGGCGGCCGCGGACGAGGCGGUCGAGCACGAGGAGGACGAGGUCGUGGAUCUGGAUGAGCUGGGCCAGCUCGUCGUGCGCGAGAGCUUGAGUGGCGAGAUCGUCAAGGGCGAGACGUAUUAUGGCUGGUCGAGGGGGUUCUGUCAGCAGAUGAAGAAACGGGCCAAGAAGGGAAAGGAGGAGCGCAGUCGCAGCCGCAGCCGCAGCCGCAGCAGGAGCAGGAGCAGGAGCACACGCAGUCGCAGUCGCAGUCGCAGUCGCAGCGACAGCCGGUCGCCGCCCAGACGACGCUACGACUCGCGGCCCCGGUCCCGGUCGUAUUCUCCCCAGCCGGCGCCGGCGGGCUAUCGUGCUCCUGCCUCGAAUCCGUACGCCAAUGCCCCCCCUCCCCCCCCUCCGUCGCUCCUUCCGCCCACACCACAUGCCCUUCCGCCCGCUCCUCCCCAUCCAUCCAUGGGCUAUCCCCCGCCGCCGCCUUCCUCCUACCAGGCCGCACUCCCCCCGGGUCUCCCCCACGCUCCUCCUCCGCCUCCCCCAAACUACCAGGGCCCCUGGCCGCCCCCGCCGCCCCCAAUGCCCUUCCCGCACCCGCAACAGCCCUCCCACUUCCCACCGCCAUAUCAACAGGGCCCCCCCGGCCAGCCCCCGGCAGCCGCUCAAUACCACCACCCGCCGGGCCAGUACCAACCACAGCCAGGCCACGGCUCCUACGCCGCCCAGCAGAUGCCUCCGGGCUCAUACCACUUCCCCCCGCCCCACCCAUCGCACGCCCACGCCCAUGGCCACGGCCGGGGCUGGCAGCAGUACCCACGCGGUCGCUAGGUAGUCGACAGUCCAUAGAGCGGUAGAUAGAGACUAUUCACACCCAAUGUACCCAGCCAGCAAAGAAUCC